Thamnophis sirtalis is the source of this 863-nucleotide messenger RNA. The record is from RefSeq and is a predicted model, not a curated record. NCBI's taxonomy places the organism in Eukaryota, Metazoa, Chordata, Lepidosauria, Squamata, Natricidae.
UUUCUCUCGCUCGCUUGCUAUCUCUCUCUCUCGACUCGGCCUCGUUUCUCUCCUUCUUACAGUUGUGUUCUUGAAUUGCCUCCGCAUCAGGAUUCUUUGAACCAGCCAUCAUGGCUGACAUGAAAACGGGCAUCUUUGCGAAAAAUGUCCAAAAGAGGCUGAACAGGGCACAGGAAAAGGUGCUUCAGAAACUAGGCAAAGCUGAUGAAACAAAAGAUGAACAGUUUGAAGAGUAUGUUCAGAACUUCAAACGGCAAGAGGCAGAAGGUUCCAGACUUCAAAAAGAGCUCCGGGGAUAUUUAGCUGCAAUUAAAGGCAUGCAAGAUGCUUCCAAAAAGCUUACAGAGUCUCUUCAUGAAGUAUAUGAACCUGAUUGGUAUGGGCGAGAAGAUGUGAAAAUGGUUGGUGAGAAAUGUGAUGUGCUUUGGGAAGAUUUUCACCAAAAGCUGGUAGAUGGGUCAUUACUAACUUUGGAUACAUAUUUGGGACAGUUUCCUGAUAUAAAGAAUCGCAUUGCAAAGCGGAGCAGGAAGCUAGUAGACUAUGAUAGUGCAAGACAUCAUCUGGAAGCUUUGCAAAGUUCAAAAAGAAAAGAUGAAGGGAGAAUUUCUAAGGCAGAAGAAGAGUUUCAGAAAGCACAGAAGGUAUUUGAAGAUUUUAACACUGAUUUGCAAGAAGAACUACCAUCUUUAUGGUCAAGGCGCGUGGGCUUCUAUGUGAACACAUUUAAAAAUAUCUCCAGUCUUGAAGACAAAUUUCAUAAAGAAAUAGCUUUGCUCUGCCACAAACUUUAUGAGGUGAUAACUAAAUUGGGAGAGCAGCAUGCUGACAAAGCCUUCACAAUCCUUGGGGCACCCAGGUAA